Molecule: messenger RNA, 5230 nt
Organism: Styela clava
Lineage: Eukaryota; Metazoa; Chordata; Ascidiacea; Stolidobranchia; Styelidae
Source: RefSeq, a predicted model, not a curated record
ACAGAUAUCCAAUGUGACUGUAAUAUGUUACUAUAGUGAUAAAGUUUAGAUAACUGAUAUCACAAUGGGAGAGGAAACAAACAUGACGUCAUCAAACAAUGACGUAACGGAAGGAUUAAAUUCACGAACCCAAUCCUAUACUAGUGUGGCAUCUAGUCAUACCAGCAGGGGAAGUCGCUUACCUGAUUACGACUUUGACCAGGACGAUCGACCCGGGAACUAUUCCGGCGGGAAAGAUAAAGAAAAUAAAAAGGCGGGAAAGGAUGAAAAGAAAGGGAAGAAGGCAGAAAAGGGUGAAAAUAAGAAGACUCAAAAAAUGAAGAAAGACAAGUCACAGAAAACCGAAAAACAACCUAAAAAUGAAAAAACCGUUAAAAAAGCAAAACCGACAAAAGAAACGAACAAGAAAAAAGUAAUAGCUGAUAAGAAUAAAGAUGAAAAAACAGUAAAGACUGACAAAAAAUCAAUAAAGGGCAAAGAUAACGAUGCUCUUGUAAACGAAUUGAAAUCAACUUUGGCCAAAGUUCCCAAAGAUGACGAUAAAUCAGUAAAUGACGUAAGUUUGACGUCAGAACCAGGGACGUCUAGUGACGUUGCCGAUAAAAAGAACAAAAAAACAAAAGACAAGAAAACUAAAGAUAAAAAGAAAACCAAGAAAACAGAAAAAAAGAAAAAUAAGAAUAGAUCAAUCAGUAGGGCGAGUAGCGAGGCUUCAUUCAGUGGUUUGUCAACAGAUUAUUCCGAAUAUGCGUCAGAGACUGAUGACGUUAAUAGUGACGUCACUAAAAAUAAAUCAUCCAAAAAUAAAUCAAAAAAUAAAAAAGAUAAGAAAGGUAAAAAGGGUGAUAAGAAAAGGACUGAUAAGGAGGGUCCGGUUAUCGUUAUAGUGGACGACGAAGUUGGGCCUAAGUUGCCAAAGAAGAAGGAACCACUGCUCUACAACUGUUGUUUCUGCUGCAGCCUUGGAGCUGGAAGUCUGAUUGCUGGUAUUGCGUUUGUGUUAAUCUGCAUCGGAUUCCUCGUGAUACGAGCAGAAGAGUUCAAGAUCCGCACGGUGAUCGGGAUAUGGAGGGGUGAAAGGUUACUUCCGGAUGUUUGGAGAUUGCUUCUCAUAUUCGGCUUCAUGAGCGCAUCAUUCUGUCUUCUCGCGUCAUUGUUGCUCGUCGUUGCUUCUUGCUUAUGGGGUAACAAGGAACGUUACAAACGAAUGCGACGAUGCAUAAUGUUUUGGUUCAUCGCAACAACGACAGCCCUGAUCAACAACAUAGGUGAAGCUGUCUUCGUGCAAGCCAUGCCAAACAUAAAGUUUAAAGGUUUCACUCAUUCAAGCGACAGCAUCGAUGAAAUCAAAUCAAACAAUGUCAAACUUUGGGGGCUGACCGGAUUGUUUGCUAUAUUAUUUGUCUACAUUACAUUGGUCCUGAUCUCCUAUCUAAGACUUCUAAAAUACAUGGAUUCACCUAAAAUCGGCACAAACCCCACCCCAUCUUCGACUCAGCAGCCCCCUCUAUCGUUGCAACCCGGAGGAGCCAAAGUCGGAGUUAAAAAACCGAGAACAAAUACAGCUGAAGAUGAAAUAGGAAUGAAAACAAUAUCAGAGAGGAACAAACCGAAGAAAGAUCGAUCAAAACCGGACGCUUUGCCUCGCAGACAGGCCGAAAAGAAAGAAACAAGGCCUGUUUUCAGCGAAGACUACGGAGAUCGGAUCUACGUCAACACAAGUUUUGUACCAGACGAUGAAGCAGGACCCAGUGACCCGAUAUCUCGUUCAGACUCAAGAGCUUCUUUGAUUUCCACAAAGAAGACUUUCAAGGAGGCAGUGGAUGAAGUCACCAAUGAUCCAAAUAUUUUUGAUAAUUUGUCUAAACCGAGACCGCUGAGACGAAUGCCUAACAGGCGACCACCAGCACCAUUUAUACAGGAAGCGAUCUAUAUGAACCAUGACCUCCGACCUACGACCCCGAAACCAUCAUAUACUCAAGUCUCAAAACCACUCAAGCGUGCAGCCUCGCUUUCUGACGUCAACUCACCUGUUUAUGAUUGUCCGCCGCCAGAAAUUGAUUUGAAAGAACUUGCUCAGAAAAUCAAAAAAGAUGGCCGCCCAUUUGGAUCGAAAGAUACUGGUUUCAAUUCAAGAUCGUCUCUCGCCUCAAGUGAAAGCCCUCCUGAUAUCAAUGAAAUGGAAAAGUUGGCUGAACAGCUUCGCCAGGAGAGAGAAGCGUUGGAUAAAUCUGGAAAUUGUGAUCCGGCAAUGGCGGAGAACUUGACACAGAUGGCGCUCAACGCUCUCAAGUUAUCGGAGAAAAUUCUCCAAGAAGCAAAAUCAAACGAGAACGCCAAACAACAACCCGACUCGGUUCCUGCUAUGUCAGAAGAAGAAGAACGAGAAUCAAUUCAGCAGAAUCUGCAGUUGGCGACGUGUUUCUUUGAUGAAUUAUCUCGGGAUCCGAACGCAUUUACAGGGAAUCCAGUUGAAGAAAUGUUCCGCAUGUAUGGGAAGGAUUUAUGCAGUCAGAAUCCCGAGAUGGUGAACCGUUAUCUAAUGUCUUACAAGGCGUUGCAAGAUCAUAAAGGUCGUCUACCACAGCCUUUCCUUCCUCCUGAGACCGGGAUCGCUGAAGCAGUGAUGAACGAACAACAACCGUGGAGAUCUAUACUCAACCCGAGUGAAGCAGUGCCAGCUAUAGCCCCAAUGUCAAACAUGGGGACACCGGUUCCCAACAUGGGGACACUAAUGCCAAACAAUCCUUUACUAAGUUCAAUGUCACAGUCCUCAAUGGGGGGACAAUAUCCUCCAACAAACGACCCUCGAUUUGAUCCCAGGAGUGCAUUCACACCUAUACAACCCCCUGUAUCACAGCCAUUUCAUACAGUCAGCCACGCUCAGUCUGGCCCGCCUCCACCCAAUAACUUCUACCCGAUAGAAUACCCUCAACAAAACUCAGCAUCUUACAACCCCCCGGAGCCCCCCACAAUCUCCAGGCCCCCAAAUCAAGCACCCCCAUUCAAAGGGCACCCUUAUGACCCACGGUACAAUAGGAAUAAUUUACCUCCCAAGUCUGCUCAAGAUCACAAGGGGAUUCCCCACGAUGAACUCUAUUAUGACGAAGAAUGCCCAUACAGUUGCUGCUACACGAUGUAUGAUGACUAUGGAUCAAUUUAUGGGGAUUUUGGGGGUUAUCCCCCGCAUUACCCGGGGUCUGAGUCUUUAUAUGGAGACGUUGGGAUGUAUACAGGACCCAACUGGUUCCCUAUGGGAGACCCAGCGUAUUCAGUCGACCCUUAUUAUAAUCCGUACGAGUACUGGGACGAGCCAGCCCCACCAUAUACUGAGAAAUCAGGAACUAGUAGCCAUAGAACGCAGAGUCGAGGUUACGACAGCAAGGCUGGAACCAGCAGUCGAGGUUACGACAGCAAGGCUGGAACCAGCAGUCGAGGCUAUGACAGCAGGGCUGGAGCCAGCAGCCGCGGAUACGACAGCAGAGCUGAGACGAGCAGAGCGUCCGGAAGUCGAGGAUAUUCCGGAAGUAGUAAAGGUUACAGCUACAAAAGUCGAAGUUUGCCGAAUCUCACUGAUAACGAUCUUUAUUCAGAGGGUCAAAGGUCAUUAUCAGGUCGAAGAUCCAGUAAAUCGAGUCGAAACUUGGCUGAGUGGGGAAUAGAGAACGAAGACUUGCAUGACAUGCUUGGUCGUCCGGUGUCGAGAGGUUCCAAGUCAAAAUCUUUACCGAGAUCAAAUUCGUUCAUUGCUAAUGCGGUGGAAGAGAACACGACACGAGAUGCGUUCUUGAAGGGUUACAAGACGGCUCUCCGUGAAGCCCUUCAGACGAUCAGUAAGGAUAAACAAAAGGACAAACUUCAGGACGGAGAUGAUUUCAUUGAAAAGCUUAUAUCACAAGUGGGGGAUAAAGAUUCCAGGGCAGCAGAAUCGAGAAGGAGCGGAUCGAACAUGGCCCGAACGAUAAGUUCGGAUUCAAGAAUGAGUUGGAAACAUCAGGAUGAAAGAAAGGUUUCAGUCAAUUCGAACAAAGAUUCAAGAAAUUUUAGUCGUUCGUCGAACAAUCGAAGAAGUUCAAAGAACAUGAGUCGUUCAACGAGUCAGAAUUCAGAGGCGACAGAGAAGCUUUCUUCCCGCAGAACCAGCAAACUAUCGUUCAGACCUGCAUCAAGACCAGGACAGAUCCUAACAGAUGACUAUUACGACUACAGAUCAAUAUCGUCGAUUCCCCCAAGCAGAAAUGAAUUUGAUGAUUUCGGAUUCCCGAGAAAAACGUCCCAAAGUUCGGUCGGAUUUGCUCGGUCAUCGACAAGUCGAGACACUGAACAGACGAACGAUAUCUUGGACGUGUUUGAUGCGAUGUCGUCGCAUGCUGGAAGACCUUCUACCAGAUCUCGUGUGCAAAGUAGAGCUAUUUCAAGAAAUAAGGAACCGAUUUCAAUUCCAAGUCAAGGAUCAAACACAACGUAUCCGUACUCAGAGAAUGGGAGUCAUUUCUACAACACACUCGAUCUUGAAAGAGCUUUCUCCGGACCGCAGUUUCAAAACAUGGAAGCUGAAAGAAGCAACAAUACCGACCGUGUGAGCGGUGAACGUUCCAGAAGUCAAAAUGUUAACAAAAGAGAAAUGGAAUGGAGAGAAAACUCAAAUUCCCGGAAUGCGAAUCAAACAGAAAGAAGAAAUUGGAAAGAAAACAAACAAUUUGAGAACGAAUUCAAUGGAAAGAACGAAUUUAAUGAAAGGAACGAAUUCAAUGAAAGGAACGAAUUCAAUGGAAGGAACGAAUUCAAUGAAAGGAACGAAUUCAAUGGGAGGAAGGAACGAAGUAAAAGUGUAAACGACAACAAACCACCGAUACAAUGGUUCAUGGGAGACGAUGACAGGGAUCCGAUUUAUACAAGCGAUUAUGAGCAACACGGCAUCAGAGUCGGAGAUUCGUUUUCAUCGGUGAACAAACGGAAUAAUCCAUCGUUACAUCGCAGUUCAUCAUAUCCUGACCAACAGAGACUUGAUUCGUUCGGGAGUUCAAAACGAAAGGUGACCUUUGACCGUAGACCACGCAUCAAAGAAGUAAGCGACCGACGUACUUCCUGGAACUGAGGAGAGAAUUUUUUCAUUUCCUCAAACAAAAGUCCAUUCUACAAAUUUGAAUAAAGACUAAUACAGUGUCGAUUUAUUCAUUAAUUAUAUAGCUAUUAUAUAGUUUUGAUGGUUUAAUAAAUAAAAAAAAUA